AGGGGGCUUGUUUGGCCAGGUUGAAAAUUUCAUCGAGCCCAGCAGCCCCCUUUCACCGCAUAUGGCAAACCAAAGGCCUCUGCAGUUCACCGAGAUGGGUAGUGAAGAAUUAGAUUCCCCAGUAUUCAUUGAGGACUUUCCACCCACAAGAGGCACCAAUGUGAACAACAGCAACAAUAAUGCUAACAACAAUGCAACAAUACAGAUGACAUAUGAGAAUGAAUUGAACGACCAGAAGAUGGUACCACCAUUUCCUCAUUCGUUUCACCUCACCAAGCAAUAUUCUAUUCAAACUGAAAAGCAGCAAGACAAAAUGAGCAAAUUAUCAGCAACCAAUGUCAGGUGCUCUUCAGAACGACAAUUUUCCACUCAGCAGGUAAAUGUAAACUCAGAUCGUUUAAGUUUAUUCACACUUGAUUAACUUAUCCACAUUUGACUAGAAAAGA
Molecule: messenger RNA, 446 nt
Organism: Protobothrops mucrosquamatus (brown spotted pit viper)
Lineage: Eukaryota; Metazoa; Chordata; Lepidosauria; Squamata; Viperidae
Product: voltage-dependent L-type calcium channel subunit alpha-1S-like
Exons: 3
Coding region: 62-421 (119 amino acids)
Source: RefSeq, a predicted model, not a curated record